Molecule: messenger RNA, 2312 nt
Organism: Amoebophrya sp. A25
Lineage: Eukaryota; Dinophyceae; Syndiniales; Amoebophryaceae
Source: the annotation of a GenBank genome assembly
CAAUGCUGGACUACUUCUAAAUCUACAUUCUAUACAUCUAGUAGCCACUCAACUACGAAAAAUAAAGAUGCUUGUUCCGCUCGCCUCUCGGGAUGAUGAACAAGAUUUUUCCCGGUCUGUAACCACUGCUUCCCCGCACACUGCUGGAGAGCAGGACGACCGAGAAGUGAAAGGAAGAGCUACGACUAGUACUACAACAAGUUGUGCCACUAGCAGCAGCAGUAGUCGCGCGACAAAGGCGAGACGUCAGAUAUUGGACAAGAGUCAGCUCCGGAAAAAUACAGAGCAGAAUAAUAUGCUACUUUUACAUGUUCUAGAGGUAGCAAAUGACGAUCAGACUCAUCCUUCCUCUCCGUCCUCCUCUCCAUCGUCACGACGCUAUCGCUGCGAAGUGAGUCUGUGGCGAAGUUAUGCAGGUGGAGACGGUUUGCAAUUGGCUAUCCCCGUUUCCAAGCGGUCCAUUCCUAGCGUAGACGAGUCCAUACUGAAAGUACCCCUGUUGCCGCAUCCCAGUGAAGAAGAGCAUGGCCAUCAUGAAGAUCAAGAUACUCGAGGAGGAGAAGGACAAAAACGCAUGGAUAAACAGCACUGUGGAGCUACAUCAACAUUGUCCUCGAGACACCAGACACAGACAACAGGUUCCACUUCCGUUUGGACUACUUCUAGAAAACAGAACAGUUCUGCGUCGAAAAUUGUAGAUCAGUUUCUAGAGAUUACUGCUUUCCAGGGUUCACGGACAGUAGGCGUGAUGACAAUACCAGCGAUGGAGGGAGGGAGACUCGACGACGCUCUGACUGGGGACCUGUGGAACGUUUGGUAUGCACUUUCGCCGGCCGACUCAAAUUGUAUGAGGUGUGACUGUGAGCUCUUUGCUGCAUUGUUGAUUUUGAGAAGUCCUUCCAAGAGCGGACUUGCGUUGAUAAAUAGCAUCCAACUACAUGCCGACGCCGGUCGUCAACCAAAAAGGGGCCCAAUGGUCUGGCCUCCGAGUGACCUCCUUGGAAGUCUGGUCUUGUCUCUCCACUUCGGGCGCAGCUGUGGGGGAAGCGCCGCGAGCUUUUGUGGGGUAGCCAGCCCUCCGGCGCAUGGAUAUACGGAGACGGGUGGGGGAGGCGCGGUGAAUCACUUGCACCAGGCGCAUGCAACUGCGCAGCGGCGGACAGGGUGGGCGGAAAUGUUCCCGCUGUGUCCAGCUUUGGAAGCAUGGACGGCCGACGAGCAGAGCGCCAGGAGCCCACGCGCCUCGGGCUUGGCCCUCGUCUCUUCUCCAGGCGGGAACAGCGUAGGAGGAGAGCGGGCCCGCGCGAAGCAGCAGCGAAGGGCAAACUGCAGAGCAGCAGCGCGCAGCAAUGCCGCGCCUCAGCAUCGGGAAAGGAAGGCAGGCUGAUAGAUACAUAGCAGGGAAGGGGGGGCCUCAAAUUUCAGGCGCUGAAGGUGCGGGCGUCUGCGUUCGAAAUUCGACGGACCAGGGAAAGAGCACGACCCCAAAAGGAGCAGGGGAACCCGUCAGAGCUUGCCGGCGUGUUUGAGGCGUUUCCAAUGUGUGGAGAGAGGAGGGCGCAACACAUGAAAAGCGGCGAGGCGGUGCGACGUUUUUGGCGUCACUUGCGGAAAGGCUUGCGGGGUUUCCCUGACUGGGCCGCGUGGGGUGAAGAGUGAAGGGCACGGGAAGCGACUGCGGGCAGCUACGGCAUGACCCAAAGAGGGGCGAAGGAUGCAGCGCGAGACUUGUGGGGUUACUUACUCACCUGCCAGCACCCGCGAAGGUGAAGGCUUGGCGGAUUCGGUCAGCGCAGUCCAAUGCGCAAGACCAGGCGGCGAAAGCGGUGCGCCCCCCGUCGGCUUCUGGUUUGCUAUUGUCGAGGCGGUGCGUGAACGCUCGCAGGCUUCUGGCUCUCAUCAUGUUCGCACGAAUUGCAGCAGCUGCGCGCGCGUUCGCGUUUAUUUGCGCACCUGUCGCGUGGGCCGUGUGAUGAAUGUGCCCCCUCCUUUCAUGUGUGUCGCAAAGGGCGCCACGCGGGUGACUGAAGCCCUUCACUGCUUAGACAUUAACUCAAGACUUAAGCGGUGCACCUUUGUAAAGCUUACAGCUACUCGCUGCUAGCGUAGUGUCCAUGUAUUCACUUUGGAACUUCUCUCAGAUGAAUCAAGUAGACCAGCAGACGUAGGCACCACAGUCCUCCACCAAUUUCCAACGUCACACCUUUGGAAGUCGCGCAUUGUUUCUGUUGUUUCUAAAAAGUCAUCGCCGUCUUCAUCCAGACCGAACGACCUCAAAGCGCCGCUUCCACCAGAGCAGGCUCCGAAAUUGC